AUGGCUGCAGAGAUGAUUGCGCUCUUCCCCUCAGGUCACACGCGCUUAUCGACUUAUAGCGCUCCCAAACCCCUCGUAAUCGCCAAUCUUGAGGAAGAGCAAUACAAUCGGGUUGAUCAAAGACGCCCUUCUCUCUCUCGGAGAAUAACACAGGCCUGCAUUGCGGAGAUUAUGCACCAAAAGCGCGAGUGGAGCUACUGGGUGAUUAACAAGCUCAGAGAAGAUUCUGAAUUCCGGGACCAAACAGCACCGCGAUUGAAGCUAACAGAGCCGCUAGGAGGGGAAGAAAUUUCCGUUCAGUCAGAACAGGCAAUUAUCAUUAGCCUUGAUUUUUACUAUUUCAUUCUUGCCCACAAUCUCCAUGCGCAGACUGAAGACCAAGCGGAGUGGAUGGUUCUUAAUCGACGCCUUAACACUGUACUCCGUAUUUCGAUACAUCCAAUAUCGGAGAGAUGCGGAACGUAUCCUCCAGAGGGCAAAGUGAAAAUGGCCCCGCGAGCUCACGGCUGGGGUUGGGAGGCCAAAUAUAAUCAGCUGGAUGGGUUUGACCCGUUGGCUCAAACGGAAACUGAUCAGCUCCCAGGGUUCAUCGAGAUCCUCGCAUAUCCCUGCUGUUCUCCGCACAACCACACGCAAAACGCUUUCUCCAGGAGCGAUCGACGGGAGCGCUGCCGCCAAGCGAGCGCAAGCCGGCUUAUCCGACAUCAGGAUUGCCAACCUCGUUCUUGGGAAUCCCUGGCCCUCCAUGACCAUCAUAUCACGCUGAGUUCAACUCCAGCUCGGAUAUUUGUCAGUUUUUUCAUCCCUACCGGUGGACCCGCAGACGCUUCGGUGCGCGAAAUUACAAAUUUGCAUCUACGGCUCUACCAGUCGCAUCCCGAGCGAAAUGGAGGAAGGGACGGCGUUUGUCUCCGCAAAAGGAGAAUAAAAUCCCGAGGCGUGAGAAGCCCGCUCGCUCAGGAAUUUUCUGCGUUUCGCCACGAGCAGAACCUCGCCACAAAACCAUUGUUGCUCUGCACAAAGAAGCUUGUAUUGGUACAAGCAACGGAGCCGAGGAUCUCCUUGAUCCAGGGUUACUCAGGUUCAGCCACUGACGUUCAGUCUAACGAGUUACUUAGCGUUGAAAAUGACUUUGCGGAUUUUACCUGGAACAUCCGCUUGAGCUGUGUCCCCUAUCCCACAAUUUGA
Messenger RNA from Uncinocarpus reesii 1704, 1188 nucleotides. RefSeq lists its product as uncharacterized. The record is from RefSeq and is a predicted model, not a curated record. Lineage: Eukaryota; Fungi; Ascomycota; Eurotiomycetes; Onygenales; Onygenaceae. The transcript has 8 exons. The coding region runs from base 1 to 1188 and encodes 395 amino acids.